AUGUGUGAAGAAGAAUGGCGAACAACGACGCCGGACUCAAUCGAGGCGCUAGCUCUGGUUCCUACGGUGCCACUAGAGUUGCAGGACCAAAUCUUCAAAUGGUGCGACAUGCCCGAUCUUGCUGUACUAUGUCAACUUAAUAAGGACUGGUAUGAGAGGAUUGUACCGCUACUCUGGAGAGAAAUUGAUUUCGUCUGGGAGAUUGAUGAUUACGAUGGGGUGGAACGUUCACGCCAAUUCUUCGCAUUUUGCGAUACUUUGAUGGAUGAGAAGCCGGAACGAUGGGCUGUUUUGGCUGCCUAUGUUCGUAAGCUAAAUCUAGGGAGGCUGUACGGAAUCAAUAUCGUUCAUGACGGGGACAGGGCUAGCUACGAUGAGUUUAAGUUUUUCGACGACAGCUAUGCUGCUGGUAGAAGAAACGUAUUCGACGUGAUUGCACAGUUUACGAAUUUGGAUUCGCUAUCGGUGUAUAUCAAAAGUUGGUGGGGCUAUACGAGCCUUGAAACCAGUGGGAAAGCAUUAGCCCGUGGAAUAACGAACUUAAAGUCUCUAAAGAUCGGAGGACAAAUGUCGACAGAUAUCCUACUUGGGCUCUUGGCCAAGCCUGAGAAUAUUGAACACCUUUCCCUCAUAAAUUUGAUUCAAUCUCCAGGUCAGGAUGAUGGACCAGACGGCAUUGUCUUCCUUUCUGGUAUCCAUGAUCGGUUCACCAGCCUAGAAAACUUGCACUUGUGUAAACUUGCAGAUUUGGACGGGCGUCUAACAGAUGACGAGAGCGAUGAGGAUGAGGAUGAAGGGCCGACAUACGCCUCGGGCAUGAGAUGGAGGUUCCCCCGUGAAGCGGAGGUUUCCGUGCUUGAGGAAUGGGCUGCCUUGCUCCUCCAUUCCUCGAGCACAAUAACACAAUUGACUCUGGAGAACCGCUACCUUUGCGGCUCCAGCUAUACCGAUUGGGACCGGCAGAUCAAUCCAGGCACGACCCAUCCGGCAGAGUACGGGGCGUAUUCUAUCAGAGAAAGUCAGAGGCUUCUCUUUCCCGUGCUUUCAAGGGAGUGGCCGAAGUUGACGACGAUGACCUUGGUUGGAAUGGGUAAUACUGAGGAUGUAGCCCAAGCUGUUCGCCAUCUUGAACCUCGAGUUCAAAUCGAGCAGCGGUUAGCAAGUCUUGAGAAAAUAGAAGGAGAUGCUACGCCGGAUGAGAUAUCAACCCCUGAUGACUUUUACGACUAG
Messenger RNA from Venustampulla echinocandica, 1230 nucleotides. RefSeq lists its product as uncharacterized. The record is from RefSeq and is a predicted model, not a curated record. Lineage: Eukaryota; Fungi; Ascomycota; Leotiomycetes; Helotiales; Pleuroascaceae. Bases 1 to 1230 code for a protein of 409 amino acids. The transcript has a single exon. Gene Ontology annotation, molecular function: protein binding.